GGGAUAUAGACACCGCAACAAGUCAGGCUGUAAGCACCUCACUGAACAUCUCUUACCCAGCUCAGAAGCUGCAUCAGAACCUCCUUCCAGACAUGAUCCUUUUUGACCAGGACUCAAGUCUGUCUGCACUUCCUGAGGAUAGAUCAUCCUCUGCAAUAUCCAUAUUCAUCAUCAACAGCAUGGAAGAGAGAAACCAAACAGCUGUUUCAGAAUUCCUUCUCCUGGGACUGAUAGAGGAUCCAGAACUGCAGCCCGUCCUCUUCAGCCUGUUCCUGUCCAUGUACCUGGUCACCAUCCUGGGGAACCUGCUCAUCCUCCUGGCUGUCAUCUCUGACUCCCACCUCCACACCCCCAUGUACUUCUUCCUCUCCAAUCUCUCCUUUUCAGACAUUUGUUUAAGCACAACCAUGAUCCCAAAGAUGCUGGUGAACAUCCAAGCUCAGAAUCGGAGCAUCACGUACACAGGCUGCCUCACCCAGAUCUGCUUUGUUUUGGUUUUUGCUGGCUUGGAAAAUUGUCUCCUUGCAGCAAUGGCCUAUGACCGCUAUGUGGCCAUUGGUCACCCCCUUAGAUACACAGUCAUCAUGAACCCCCGCCUCUGUGGCCUGCUAAUUCUUCUCUCUCUGUUGACUAGCGUUGUGAAUGCCCUUCUUCUCAGCCUGAUGGUGUUGAGGCUGUCCUUCUGCACAGACCUGGAAAUCCCGCUCUUCUUCUGUGAACUGGCUCAGGUCAUCCAACUCGCCUGUUCAGACACCCUCAUCAAUAACAUCCUGAUAUAUUUUGCAGCUUGCAUAUUUGGUGGUGUUCCUCUGUCUGGAAUCAUUUUCUCUUACACUCAGAUCGCCUCCUCUGUUUUGAGAAUGCCAUCAGCAAGUGGAAAGCACAAAGAAUUUUCCACCUGUGGGUCUCACCUCUCCAUUGUGCUCUUGUUCUAUGGGGCAGGUUUGGGGGUGUACAUUAGUUCUGCAGUUACUGACUCACCUAGGAAGACUGCAGUGGCUUCAGUGAUGUAUUCUGUGGUCCCUCAAAUGGUGAACCCCUUUAUCUAUAGUCUGAGGAAUAAGGACAUGAAGGGAACCUUGAGGAAGUUCAUAGGGAGGAUACCUUCUCUUCUGUGGUGUGCCAUUUGCUUUGGAUUCAAGUUUCUAGAGUAAGUCAAAGUGACAGGAUUCCUGGUGAGCUAGAAUGCCUGACUCUUUGUUUAUUUUUUUUUUUCCUCUGAGAUGGAGUCUUGCUCUGUCUCCCAGGCUGGAGUGCAAUGGCACGACCUUGGCUCACUGCAACUUCCACCUCCAGGUUCCAGCCAUUCUCCUGCCUCAGCCUCCCAUGUAGCGGGGAUUACAGGCGCCUGCCACCAUGCCUGGCUAAUUUUUGUAUUUUUAGUAGAGAUGGAGUUUCACCAAGUUGGCCAGGCUGGUCUCGAACUCCUGACGUCAGGUGAUCCACCCGCCUUGGCCCAACAAAGUGCUGGGAUUACAGGCAUGAGCCACCGCGCCCAGCCUGCCUGACUCUUUCAUCACCAAGUUCUUCUAAAACGUCUAGAUGACAUAAAAGCUAACUACAUUUCCACUCGGGCUUGAAAUCUGACUUUGCUUUUUUUGUCUGGAUCUGUGAUGAUGGACAUGUAAUUUUAAUUCUCUAGACUCAAUUUCUUUGCUCAGGCCAUAGACUCAGAGGCUGAGCCCAAGUUAUUUAUUUAUUUAUUUAGAGACGGAGUCUCGCUCCGUCGGCCAGGCUGGAGGGCAGUGGUGUGAUCUCGGCUCACUGUAAUCUCCGCCUCCCAGGUUCAAGCGAUUCUCCCACCUCAGCCUACUGAGUAGCUGGGACUACAGGUGCACGACACGACACUCGGCUAAUUUUUGUAUUUUUAGUAGAGAUGAGGUUUCACCAUGCUGGCCAGGGUGGUCUCGAUCUCCUGACCUUGUGAUCCAAUUGCCUCAGCCUCCCAAAGUUCUGGGAUUACUGGGAUUACAGGCGUGAGCCACUGCUCCUGGCUAAGUGAUUUUUUUUUUUUUAAUGGAUUAGUCUCAGAAGAAGAAAAGUUGUGGAAGGUAGAUAGUUCAGGAUAGGUCAGGAAAAUGUGUUUUUGGUUUUUUGUUUAGUUUUUUUUUUUUUUCUAAGACAGAGUCAUGCUCUGUCCCCCAGGCUGGAGUGCAAUAGCAUGAUCUCGGCUCACUGCAACCUCCGCCUUCCGGGUUCAAGUGAUUCUCCUGCCUCAAGCUCCCAAAUAGCUGGGUAGUUUUGUUUUUUGUUUGUUUAUUUUCAUAGACAGGGUUUUGCUUUGUCACCUAGGCUGGAAUGCAACGGCACAAUCAUAGCUCCCUGCAGCCUCAAACUCCAGGACUCCAGCGCUCAAACUCCAGGGACCCUCCUACCUCAGCCUCCUAGGAAGCUAGGACUCCAGGCAUGCACCACCACGUCCAGUGUGGGGUGUGAUGUAGAGAUGGACUCUGGCUAUGUUGCCCAGGUUGGUCUCAAAACCUAGGUUCAAGUGAUCCUCCUGCCAUGGCCUCCCAAAGAUCUGAGAUUAGAGGUGAAGUCACUGUGCCCUGCCAGGAAAAGGAUUUAAGUGAGGUUGUUGUUAUAUCUGGAGACAAGCUUCCACCUUAUUGCAUAUUUAGGGUCACGUCAGUUGCACCCCAGUGUAGACCUAUAGUGGGUCAAGGGAGCAAAGUUUUCAUACCCGAUUUAGUAACUAGUGGGACCAGUCACUGGUAAACUGUAUUCUCCCUAGACAACAUUAGCAUCUAUUAUACUCAGUUUUAUCAUCAAAAAAUUAGCAUAAUUAGAUUAUCUUAGUGAUUUGAGAUUAUUGUGAGAUAUUUGAACUUCAUAAGUGAGGACACCUUAGGUUCCAAUUUAAAAAAUAGGAGCCCUGGGCCAGGCACAGUGGCUCACACCUGUAAUCCCAGCACUUUGGGAGGCUGAGGCAGGUGGAUCACGAGCUCAGGAGAUCGAGACCAUCCUGGCUAACAUGGUGAAACCCCAUCUCUACUAAAAA
Messenger RNA from Pongo pygmaeus (Bornean orangutan), 3001 nucleotides. It is a transcript of the gene OR7G2, whose product is annotated as olfactory receptor family 7 subfamily G member 2. Gene Ontology annotation, cellular component: membrane. Gene Ontology annotation, molecular function: G protein-coupled receptor activity; olfactory receptor activity. Bases 93 to 1154 code for a protein of 353 amino acids. The transcript is spliced from 2 exons. Gene Ontology annotation, biological process: G protein-coupled receptor signaling pathway. NCBI's taxonomy places the organism in Eukaryota, Metazoa, Chordata, Mammalia, Primates, Hominidae. The record is from RefSeq and is a predicted model, not a curated record.